GAUAAAAACUUACGACUUGCAAGGACGUACGCCUAGAGCCUCGUUCAGAAGUGUGUGAUGCGAGUGAGCACCUCUUCCGUAGAAGAAAAUUCACUUUCGUACUGUUAGCGCCGUGAAAAACAAAAUAGAAAUACUCGUUUUGAUUUUCGCAAUGAGGUCGGAGAAAAGAAAGAACAAUGUCGCGGCUGCUAGUAGCGGUAGCCGUACUUCUGCAGUGGUUGUACUAGCAGCUGUUCCACCUCUACCGAUGUGCCUGUACAAGAACUGCAUCUUCAAAUACGCCUAAUCUCGCGGGGAUAGCCAAACUGACGGCAUCAUGGGCGGCUCCUGCAGCUCAGCCUCGUCGUCCUGCUGCCCCUGCCUCUGUGGCGACGGAAGUGAGGAUGAUGACUUCCUUAUCAAAAGGAAAAAUCCCCCCACCCCAUAUCGAAAUGGAAAUCUGUGAUGCGGGAUUUGUGUACACAAAUCGGCUUUGUAUUGCAGGAAGGCAUCGCGGCCAGAUCCCCAGGCUAUACAGGGGCGUAUCGGUCUAGUUGUUCAGCAUGGAAAACGGCUCCGCUUUAGGCCCAACAGCAUGACAAAUCGCCUCCAUAAUGGGGGCGAAGCUUUUGCCCUUGUCUUCUUGCAAGACAGGCGCGAUUUGUGACCUCAAAUCAGCAGCGCAAAUUUUCGGAAACAUGCCUUUUCGAUAUGGGGAGGGGGGAUUUUUCCUCACAAUAUUCCUUGCCUUGAACUACAAGAACCGCGGCGUCCUGCGGGGAAACAAGGUCUAUCAGAAGUAAAAAUGUCUGGGUCUGGAAAGUUGUGAUGUUGGGUGGCAUCUCAUGAUGACAUGAGGCUACAAAUGCUGGCUUAGCAUGACAAGUUUCUGAGCUCCUAGAUGUUGCCUAUUCUGCAUGAAGACAAACUGCGCUUCUGCAUCACAGAAAAGCGGAGCGCUUGGGUAACGUGCAUGACAGAUUUAAGAGUCAUAUGCCAGACAAGCAUGACAAACAUGAACUCUUCCAGACCCAGACAUUUUUACAGUUGAUAAGGUCGAGCCUGUUACCGAGAUCGACCAGGACUCGGUGAUGUUGUUGAUUCCCAACCCCGGCGAAUUCGGAGAGGAGGAGGAGGAGGACGAGGAUGCAGACGGUACGACGAGCAGUCUCGAGGAGGAAGCUGGGUUAAAAACUGAAGUUGAUGGAGGAGAACAAGGUACAGCGACAGCUGCUGCAGCAGUAGUUGUUGACCAAGAAAUAGAAAGACGACUAGGAGAAAAAAUGAAGGAACGCCUUUUGCGCUUCGCCACGGCCGCGCGGGCUGCUUUGAUGGAGAACGAGACUAACGAGAAGAAAGCAAAGGGAAGAUUAGGGGAGAACAAGAGAAAGAAGAAAAAGAGGUACAUCGACGAUGCUUUCGAUUACAAUCCGCGAACGACGGUGGAAGACGGUGCUAGCGAUUUCACGGAAGAAGUAGAAGCUGCAGGACAUCACGAAGACGACACUGGUGACAGGGCACACGAAGUGGUGGACAUGAUACCAUCACCCGGCACACCAGCAGGUUUGCACCAGAACAAGAGUGCGAAAAAAAUUUCCACCAACAGCCGAACUACUACCACAGCGUCUGUCGCUAGUCGGAGUAGCGUUAAUAGGGAUAGCCAACUGCACGACCCACUUCUAGAAGAGCAUGCUGUCGACGUUCCAGGACGAGCAAGUUCGAAUUACUCAACGACUUGGCGCUCCUCACGACUUGGCGCUCCUCAACAUCAUCCACAAGCAGUGGUAGGUGGCGGGGGGAGUGGAAAUCAACAGCAUCAACCUGGUAUUGGCAAGACGCCUCUAGUACCUCAUCUUGUCCCAGUUCAUGCCUCGACGCGAGAAAAACUACUGCGCGAUAUCCCGGAAGAAGCGACGUCUUUGCAAGCAGAGAGCGAACAGGAUGCUGGAGAUGAAGAUUUUUACCACUACCAUAAUCUGGUCUCUUCGUCCGAGCAGCCCGGUAGUCCAGGAGAUCAUGGUGGUCCUACCUCGGCCUCGGAGGAGUUCAAAUUCAAUUCCGAAUUGUCUUCAACGCAGCAACUGUUGCCCUUGAAAAUCUUCGAGUUAGUCAGUGCUGGCGCGGAACCAGAUGAGCAGGUUGUCAGUGAGGAGGAAGAUACUAGGCAGGCGUCUACUGGUGAUUCUACAGAAGUCCUCGCGGAAGGACAAGAACCGGCCAGAAAAAUAGUUGUACCGGAAUCUUCGCAACAACGAGUAGGAGCAGGAAACGGUGUAGGAGCUUCAUCUACAACAACCAGUACCACAACUACUGCAGUAGCAGCACCAGCAGCUUCAGCAAACUAUGCGGAUGCGAAUGCACCAUCGGCAGGAGCGGGUCCUCCUCCGGGAGGAGGAAAACAAGUAGACAAGCAAAAACAAAAUCUCGAUUUCUUUUUCAAGAACGAGAGUACCAAGCUGCUACACGACUCCCAGAUGAUGAAUAGCAGACUGGGUGGAGAAGGGACUGGUAAUGGCGGAAGAAUAGUAACUGUUGCAACUGCAAGCACAGUCGCCACCUCAAGUGGAGCAGAAGCGGGAACAAAUAACACCACCACCAGCAACACAAAUUCGUCCUCAAACUCCUUGCUCCAAACUGCCCUUCUUGCCGCGAGCAGCCCGGAAGACGAAGCAAGUCUCAGUCCCGCGCAAAGUAGUACUAGUCCGGCGGGGGGACUAUUUAACGAGGAGACUACGUCGGCCGCCGCUGGACCUUCUGGGUCUAGUAAUAGUGCAUUCGUUCAUCUUUCUGGAACUGCAACAAAGGAAAUUGUGGCGCUGGAGAUCCCCCCUUUGGAGGUGGAUGGUGAGGACACGCAAUUCAACGCUGGUGCACAAGUCCUAGUAGGUGGGACGAACAGCAGCAAGAACAGCACGGAUCAUCAUGUCGUUACACUGCGGAACGGAACCACCGGUACUAGCAACCCAGAAGAAGGCUCUACUUUUAGCCGGAGUACUGCGCAAGUGUCGGUCUCGAGCACUAUUUCGCAAGUCACGGCUACUAACACGACCGUCGUGACAGGAGGGGGGCAGCCGGGACGUCAAGAAUUUCCAGACGAGGUGACAACUGGUCAGCGUCAGCCUGUUUCUAACAUGUUUACGCGCGACCGCCUGUUGAAGUCAGACACCAGCAACAGCACUAACGCGACUUCGGACUACCACGAUCAGUCGGCGCAACUUCGUUCGUGGGGUGCGGGACAACCACCGCCACUGCAGCCAGCAAUUGGAUCAAAAGCCCCACCUGUGGCGCUCUCCUCCUCGCCGAUGAAUAGUGCAACUACUUCUAAAAGCAACAAGCGGUUGAACCUGAAGCGCUCGAACAAAAACAGACCGCCGAGUCAGACAGAGCAAGUAGAUGAAAAUCAAGAGCAGAUGCAGAUUCCUCCAACAUCUUCAGAAUCACAAUCAGACAAGAAGAAAAAUCUGAAUCUCCUGUACUACCCGGAGGAGGAGUUUUCUUACCCGGCGUCCUCUCAGGAGUCUUGUUCUGGAGGUGGGGGUUUUUGUUCUACUUCAUCCUGUUCCUCGUCCUCUUCCUCCCCAAGCAUAGGCAGCGCAAGAAGUGCCAAGACCGAUGAAUCUUCGCUGCUGCAAAAAAUACACGAGCGCUCAUUUGAACCGAAUUUGAAUUCCUUCUUCGACACUGAAAUAGAGAAUGGUGUGUGGGGUAAUCGCGGCGGCAGCGGGGAGGUCCUGGAGCAAGGUCUUUCCCGUAUUUCCACUACACACGGAGCGACAUCAAGAGACGGGCGGGCUUCAUCACUACGGCCACCCGGUAUUGGCAGUGCAAUGCUUGGAAAAGUUCCAUCCGCAACGACACGUGUUCACCCUCCACUAGUCACUUCAAUUUUCGGCGACAAAAUUGAUACUUUUUCCGACGAGGAAGGAAGACGGCGCCACGAGAAACAAGAUUUUGAAGAUGAUCCUGUCGAAGACGAUGAGAUGGUCUCUCUGUACUCCCCCUUGAGCAGCGCGGACGAGGGAACAAUGAAAAACAUCACCACCAUGCUGAAUCAGGACGAUGUAGGACCACAACGACGAGGCCGCGAUAAUUACAACAGACCGCACGAGGACCAACAAGUCGUUGUAGAUCAUCCUGACGACCAAAAUGCAGCAGCUUUUACCCCCUGCAGUGCGGAUUUCUUUUCGCCACAGCGAUAUAUUGUGGUGGUCUCUUCGAGGUCAGUGUCGGAGGACGAGGAGGAGGAAGAGUAGAACGAUAGAACAAAGCAAUUAAGGAAACGACUUUUUACCGAAGAGGAAGAUGCUGGCACACUAUCGCUAGCUGUUUUGUCGACUAAGAUGAAAGUAUAGUACUUACUACCUUACAACAGUUUACGCUUUUGACAUAUUACUUCUACUACUUUAUACGAGAUUGCUUAACUUGGAUGAUCAGACGCCAGAAAAUUAAUGUAGAUUACAGGCGGCUCCAGCGUGCGACGCGGUGCUCGCUGAAAUUGAAACUUGAAGAUAUUUGUACACACGAAGGAUCUGCAUUUGUUGCACGUUUGCUAUGUACAUUUUUGAGGACACAGACGAUCAAAUACAAACUCACGCCUGUGACCACUAGGCACGCGUACUUCUUGAAUGCAGCUGGAUUUUUACAGCUAAAGCUAUACGCUAGUCAGUCUGCUUUUGAUGCGCACCGAAGCGAUAGAAAUGGCGAGGACAUGAUGAUCUCAUCGCUUCAUUAUGUGCACCUGUUUCGCUUUUCUUCCUGAUGUGAUCUUCAGAGCUCGUUCUGUUCGUAGCAUCGCGUUGUGGGGAAAGCAUUUGCCGUCGAAUGUUUUCGAAAAGGAAACGACACGACUGAAC
Amoebophrya sp. A120 is the source of this 4832-nucleotide messenger RNA. The record is from the annotation of a GenBank genome assembly. Lineage: Eukaryota; Dinophyceae; Syndiniales; Amoebophryaceae.